AGUCAUUUCAGCUGGUGAAUGAGACUCAGCAGUUCAUGCAGGCAGUCAAUCCAGAGUAUUUGAAGAUCUGAAGAUGCAAGUCUCAAUGAACAGAUGAAGGCCUGAUGCCUGAAAUGUUGACUCUCCUGCUUCUCAUGCUGCCUGACCCACUGUGCUUUUACAGCGCAACACUUUUUGACACUGACUCUUCCGCGUCUGCAGUCCUUAUUUUCACGUCAAUAUCUGACAGUCACUCAAUUGAUCAGGACAGCCACGAUUUUUGACUAUAAUUCUGUGAGAAGGAGCAAACCUUUUUGGUUCCUGUUUGAGUAAGUUUUCGUUAUCAGUGGGCCUGGAUGAGAGACCCAACUGUUGCUGCCCACUGAAUGUGGAGACUGAAACUGUUAUACGGCCUGGAAAGAGGAAUUCCCAGCAGUGAGGGUAAGUACAUGCGUUUGAUUGUAGCUGAAGCUUCGGACAUGGAGAAACCGUGGAAGUGUGAUAACUGUGGGAAAGGCUUCCGUACUCCGUCUGACCUGGAGAUUCAUCAGCGCGUCCACAUGGGGGAGAGGCCGUUCUCCUGUCCUAAGUGCGGGAAGGGCUUUACCCAGGUCUCUGCCCUGCUUAGGCACCAGCGGAUCCACACGGGGGAGAGGCCUUUCAGUUGCCCCGAGUGUGGGAAGGCCUUCAGCAAUUCCUCCACCUUGCAGACCCACCGACGAGUCCAUACGGGAGAAGGCCUUCAGCUGUCCCGAGU
This is a messenger RNA of Hemiscyllium ocellatum (epaulette shark), 736 nucleotides long. RefSeq names its product zinc finger protein 239-like. The transcript is spliced from 2 exons. Gene Ontology annotation, molecular function: RNA polymerase II cis-regulatory region sequence-specific DNA binding; DNA-binding transcription factor activity, RNA polymerase II-specific. The annotation marks the transcript as partial. Lineage: Eukaryota; Metazoa; Chordata; Chondrichthyes; Orectolobiformes; Hemiscylliidae. Gene Ontology annotation, biological process: regulation of transcription by RNA polymerase II. The record is from RefSeq and is a predicted model, not a curated record.